Messenger RNA from Nymphaea colorata (pocket water lily), 1757 nucleotides. RefSeq lists its product as uncharacterized. Gene Ontology annotation, molecular function: protein binding. The record is from RefSeq and is a predicted model, not a curated record. The transcript has 14 exons. Bases 77 to 1414 code for a protein of 445 amino acids. NCBI's taxonomy places the organism in Eukaryota, Viridiplantae, Streptophyta, Magnoliopsida, Nymphaeales, Nymphaeaceae.
CUUCCUUCUUCCCGCUCUUUGGUUUGGGUCCUCCGCGGGGAGGAAUAAUUAACGGCUGAUUUUCUUUGCGAUCUAAAUGGCUUCCGGUGCGAUGUCCCGACGUUCCUUGGUCUCGCUGUCGGGAAAUUUUCUUCGCUGGCUGGAUAGUUCAGCAACGAAAAUGGGAGUUUAUCGUUCCCCGAUGAUCCCUCGAGUGGACGUUUUUUUCUUUUCAGUUACUGCAGUUGAUGUGAAGUUCCUUUACCCCGUUGGAUGUUAUCUUGCGGCCAAGAGGAGUACUCAUCAGGACAUACCUCUGUGGAUGACUUUGUUUGCAUCAGGAGCUUUCUUCUUUGGGAUAAGUGGUAGCCCGAUACUUUCAGAGAACAUAUCUUCAACUGAUAUGGGCAUUGAGAGUGAGAGUGCUACUGGAAAGGCAUAUGUUUCUGGAUUACGAAAAAUUGAAGACGACUCAGUAAUCUCAAACAUUCAUACAUCUAAAUGGAGGGUCUUCACAGACAACGCAAGGGAUCUCUACUUUAAAGGAAAACUAGAUGAAGCAGAAAAAUAUUUCUUGUUAGCAUUACAAGAGGCAAAAGAAGGUUUUGGCGAGAGUGAUGCACAUGUUGCGUCUGCAUGCAACAAUUUGGCAGAAUUCUAUAGAAUACGGAAGGCAUAUGAGAAAGCAGAACCACUCUACUUGGAAUCAGUUGGUAUUUUAGAGAGGUCAUUGGGCCCUGAAGAUGUACGUGUUGCUUUUGCUCUUCACAACCUUGGCAGCCUUUAUUUUCUUCAGCACAAACUUGAAAAAGCUCGAUUAUGCUAUGAGCGGGCUUUGAAGAUAAAGGGACGGGUUCUAGGUCUAGGAAAUGCAGACUAUGCCAAUACGUUGUUUCAUCUGGGGAAGGUUUUGCAUCUUCUUGGAGAUCUUAAAGAUUCUGAGGCUCUUAUCCAAGAUUCCAUCAGGAUAUUAGAGGAAGCAGGUCAAGGGGAGUCAAUAACUUGCUUACGAAGAAUGCAGCAUCUUGUUCAGAUGUUGUUGCAAUCUAGUCAAUUUAAAGAGGCAGAGAACGUCCAAAGAAAAAUCCUGCAUGUUCUGGAGCUAUUAAAGGGAUGGGACUCCUUGGAUGCUAUAGCUGCAAGAGAAAAUUUAGCUUUAAUACUUCAAUCUGGUGGGAGGUUAAAUGAGGCUGAGGAACUCUUUGAAAGGUGUCUGAAGAUCAGGAAGGAAUUACUCAGUCUGGAUCAUGCCCAGCUUGGCAAGGGUAGAUCAGCAGCAGAUGCUCAAAAGCAGUACCUCAGGUCUUUAAAAGGUCUCCGAAGUAUUCUUACGAGGCAGAAUACCCAGGAAUCAGAGGGCAAGUUGAGAAAAGUAGAAGAGGAAAUCAAGCGAGUAGAAAAUGAAAUUCAAAGCAGUGGGAGGAACAAAAAAUGAGUUACUGCUGUGCGCUGUACCCUUUCGUAUUAUUAUUUUUUUAUGCUGGCUUGAAUCACUCUUGUAAAAUCUGACUGAAUGGGCCGAUUUGUAUCAAGCCAGCGAUAAAUGGGUUUGAUUCAUCAGCCGGCAUAGGGGUGCACGUCUGGUACACUAUCCGUCUAUUAUAUAAAUAUAUAGACAGGCGCGCACACACAUAGAUCUGUCCUACCAGAUUAGAUCAGAGGACUGACAUCUGUUGUUUCGACCAUAGAAAAUUAUUUCUGACGAGACAUAUGAGUUAUCUGACAUAAUUUGAUUGAAUAAUAAAGUACUUGGUGCAUUAGCAUGUUCGUUUGUUAAA